AUGUUUGACCAAGACAUUCUAAAAGACAUUGACUUCAGUAAAGGAGAAUGUAGACUACAUAAACGUGGUUUGUCUAUCGAUAAUCCUGGUGACAAUUUGUUGUUAAGACCACUAUGCAGUGAUGAUUAUGAAAAAGGUAAAUGUUGUUUUUGUCAUGACUCUAAGGUCCUGUUCACACAAUGCAAAAUUUGGUUUGUUUUGCAAAAAAAUCUGUCAACAGGAAGCCAUUUCUAGUGCGAAUGAUUUUUCCAACUACCAAAAUUUUCUCGACUGCCACCAAACUUCAAAGAUGCCGUUGAGAACAUUUGGAGGCGUACAAUUUUUUGCCAGGCAACAAAAUCCUUUGAUUCUUGACAGCUAUCCUUUGUCGGGUCAUCUUAUUUCGCAAACAUGACCAGAGGGGAAAAAGUUGUAAAAACAAAAAAUUGGUGAUAACAAAAUUUCCAAAUUUUUUGCUAGCAUGAGUGUGAACAGGGCCUAAAUCAGAAUUUACUCACUUAUCAAUGUUAUGCCCUUUGCCCUAUUAUACCUCACCUGCACCCGUAUGGCUUGGUGUAUUAGUAAUGUAGAAAUGAUGAUGAUGAUACCUUUAUUAAAGUGUCAAAACUGUAAUAGCGGUGUAUAACCACUAAGUGGGGACACUAAAAUAAAUUUAAAAAGAAUAAAUCAAUUAACAAAUUAAUUAAAAUUAAGAAAAACUAUGUAAUCUUGUCAAUCAUAAUACUGUCCAUAGAUGUCCUUCUGCAACCAAGUGCCAUUGUCUGGUACUUGUCCAAAUUGCCCUUUAGUAAAUUAGCUCUGUACCAUGAAGAUGCUGACUCAGCACAAACAUCAAUAUCAUCAUGCACAUCAGAGAGGGUGCUGCGAACGACAUAAAACUGUUGGUCAUCUGCAUACAUAUUCAUGUUCGCAUCAACAGUAUAAGUCAAAUCGUUUUGGAAGAUGUUCCAGAUGAGAGGUCCAAAUGCAUAACCCUGUGGGCAUCCCCUGGUCACCCUCUGCCACUCGCUCACUACAGAUCCUAGCUUGACCCUGUUAUAAUGGUAUGUGAAGUAGGAGCCCAUCAAUCGCAGACUUCUUUCCUCAACACCAUAAGCUUUAAGUUUUGCAAGUGUAAGUGGAUGGUAAAGUGAAUCGAAGGCUUUGCUCAUGUCCGUGGAGAGAACACCCACAACGUUAUGCUCAUCCAGAGCGAAUUUCCAAUUCUCAGUCAAAGAUAAGAGAGCUGUCUCACAGCUAUUGUUUUUCCUGUAAGCAGUUAGUUUGUCGCACAGUUUGUUAUUAAAACCAUAACUGAGUUGCUUGCUGAGUAAUUGUUCAAAGAGUUUGUUUACAGUAACUUGUACAGUUAUGGGUAACUACCCUUCACAUGUAUAUCGAUUGAAGGGCAAUGACUUUCUGUCACACAACGGUGAUGAUUAUAUUGUCUAUGUUGUUUGUAAUUUAGAAAGCCAAUUUUAAGUUCAUUUUUUUUAUUGACAUUUUGAUUAAGUGCAUCUGAACAAUCAAUGAAGGAACACUACCGGCUGAUUGGAAACAUGCUAUCAUCACACCAGUUCACAAAGCUGGUUUGAAAUUGGAUCCAUCGAACUUCCGGCCGAUCUCAGUACUUACAGUUUUCUCCAAAAUACUUGAACGGGCUGUCCACUGUAUGGUCUACAGCUAUUUACAGGAACACAGGCUUCUUUCUCCUCUCCAACCCGGCUUUCGCCACUUCCCUCUACAUGCACAUGCCUCACACACCUGACAAACACUCUGCUGGAAAACAUUGACAAAGGACUAAUAACUGGCCUUAUAUUUUUAGACCUAAGCAAGGCCUUUGACACCUUAGAUCAUAGUAUCAUGUUAGAUAAGUUAAGUUCACUAGGAAUGAAUCGCUCUACUGUCCAAUGGUUUAGGUCCUAUUUAACCAUCAUGCUCACCCAAAGUGUUUGCACUAAUGGGGUCUUGUCUGAGCCCCAGCCUAUAUCUUUCGGGGUCCCCCAGAGUAGCAUACGUGGCCCUUUAUUAUUUAUCAUCUACAUAAAUGACUUACUUAUGGCAGUUCAAGGUUGUAGCGUCAAGCUUUAUGCUCAUCUAUUUUGCAAGCAAGUCAGUCAGUGAAAUUCAAGCUCAGUUAACUAGUGACCUAACUAAUAUCCUAAGCUGGCUUCACACUAAUUUUCUAAUACUUAAUCUUGAAAAAAUGAAGAUUAUGCUUGUUGGUACCUAUCAGAGGACCAAUUUUCAAGAGAGACCACAGUCUGAACUUGGCACAUGGAAUCUCAAGCUUUGCCUCGGGAUAUUAUUCGUGUAGUGCUAAUUUAUCUGAGAUCAUAUUAUGGCAAAAUUGAUUCCUUGUCGUUGAGAAAAGUGCUGUAUUUGUUUCAAAAGGUUGUACACAAGGUUGAGCGUUUUUUGGACAUAGUGGAAAUUUGUUGUGAAUGACUCACGUUUUAAUUUUCUCCCCAGGUUUUCCAGCAAUUCAAAAUAACCUCACUAAAGUUGGAGAUGUUACAAAGGAACUCUUUCUGAGUAAGAAAUAAACUUCUUAGAUGGACCCUUGUACUGCUGCUCAUUUUUUCUCCUCAGGAAAGUUAAUUUUUAAAAGUUUUGUUAGUUAGGUAAAUACUUUGUUUAGCUUUUAGUGUCAACCAAUUACAGUCAUUACUAGUAUCUAGAGUGGAUAAUUGUCAUCUUAACUGUUAAAAACCCAAAGUUUUGCCUUUUCUUAAGGUGGCUCGACUGGAUUAUUUUGGGGGGAUAUCUUCCAAGUUUGAGUAUUUACUACGUCGCCAUGAGUAAAGAUAUGGAAAAAAGUUUUCACAACUGUAUUAUAUAAAGAUGAAAAUUUCUUAUGAUUUGGGUUUUAUUGCAAUUGGAGUCGUCAUGGCAACGUAACGACGCCAUUAUGUUUUUUAUUUAUCUUUGAGUUUCUCUGUACCAGGAGUUUUUUUAAGAAAUCGCUUAAGGGAGUUUGUACCUGCCAUAAUUGCCUCAAUUAUGGCAGAGUUUGAACAAAUUCUAUGAGAGCAUUUUCGAAAUAUUUUGAAACGAAGUUUUAAGCAUCAUAAAAACAGUGAAAUAGCAUUGUAUCCACACAAUUGGCUAAUUUUUUAAGAAAAUGAUAAGCUUUGGAAACGCGGCUUCAUCUCAUAGUGGUUUGAUUCCAUUGAAAACUGUGUACAAAAAAAGAGCGGAAUUGUUCUGGGCGAUAGCGAGUAACAAGAAUUUUAUUAACUUGCAUUUAGCUGCUUUUGUUACAGUUUUUGCACGUAAGUUGGUCCACGCCUACAAAUUUCGCACUUUUCAAAAAACCGCUCGAUAAUUUUUUUUAUAAAUUUGACAAUCCCGAGAUCAAUCGUCAAUAAAUAUACCCUGCAAGAUUCAAGAACAUUGAAAACAGGGAAGGCUUAUAAAUAGGGCCUCAAAUGUGACCAAUUUUUCCCCCAGAUUUUGUGUUUACAAGUGAGGGUCCUUAUUAUUCACUGGCAUUGUUUUCAAGUUUCACUCUCGAUUACUUUCAGAAGAAAAAUAUCCGGAAUAUGCUAAUAAUUGGCUUGUGUCACAGACAGCAGUGAGAGGCAAGACGGUGAACGUCACGGCUCAUCUUGUAGGAUGUAACACUGAAUUAUCUUACUCGGGUUAUAACAUCACAGAAACUCUUACAAAGAGUUGCUUUGAUGUUAGAAUAUAUCACUAAUUUCUUUAUCCGGUUAUUAGCAUAUUCCGGAGAUUUAACCGAGGGUCCUUUUUGAUGCAAAUUCUAUAAAUCGUGCAUAUGAAAAUAAUUGAAAACGAUGCCAGUGAAUAAUGUAGACGCAAUCACUUGUAAACACAAAAUCAGGGGAAAAAAUUGGUUAUAUUUGAGCUCUUAUUUAAAAGCCUUCCCUGUUUUCAAUGUUCUUUGUGAGGGUAUAUUUAUUGACAAUUGACGGACUGAAUUUUAUGGACCAAAUUACAAAUUGUGACAAAAGCAGCUGAAUGGUUAAUAAAACAUCACAAAGAAACGCAGUUUUCUGGAAUACAAAUGAAGUUGCUUUUGAUGUUAGAAUAUGAUGCUUAAAACGUUUCAAAAAUUUUUCAUAGAAUUUUUAUCAAUAAUUGAGGUUACAAACUCCCUUAGAUCUCUUAAAAAAUACAGAGAAACUCAAAGAUAAAUAAAAAACGUAAUGGGUCGUACGUUUUUUGAAUAAAACCCAGAUCAUAACAAAUUUUAGGAGUAUCAACUCUUAUGUUUAGUUUAAUAAUGAAAGGAAUAAUCUAAGGUGGCUAGCAAAAUUAAAUCAAGGUUUUCAGUACCUUAGGUUACACACAAAACUUGACACACAGCAAAUACAGGUGCUGUAUUCAGUUUUUUACUGCAGAGGUCUUAUAUAUUUCCCCAUUGGAUUUCUUUAGAGCGUUUCCAUGCUAUGAAGUCUUGUCCUGGUACGUAUUAUAUCAUUGUGGUGGAGGAUACAGAGCUGGCAAAAAUUGUGGCGUGUGGAACACUUUUCAUAGAGCAGAAGUUCAUUCAUGAAAUUGCUAUAGUAUGUAUCUUUAUACUUAGGUGAAGUCAAUACUAUUAUUGUGGUACUCUACAGUUGAACUUCCAUUUAAGCAGCCACCCUCUGGGUGCUGGUAGGUGGGCAGUCAACUUAGAGAUCAGUCAGAAAUUAGCAUAAUCAUUAGCAGAAGCAAAGAAAAUGUGCAUUAUCAUUCAAUAACUAUUAUAGAGAAAUUGAAGUUGGCAGUCUGGCCAAGUGGUUAAUGUGUAGUGGACUGGAAUUUCAGUUCAAAUCCUGCUCUCACUCCGUGCUGGAUUUGUUCUUGGAUGUCCCAAGUUCAGUUAUUCUGCGACACACUUGCCAAUAGGUACCAUGUAUAAAAAUUCUUUUUUUUGUAUGCAGAAAUGGCUUUCUAUAAAUGCUCAACAAUAUCUUCAAGUUUUAUAGUAUGCAUUAAGAGUAUUUCAAGUACAGGAAGCAAUUUAUAUGAUAGCCCACAGUCCAUCCCUGAAUAGCGGGUAUACAACAACAAAUUCCAGCAAGCUGGACCAGGCUGAUCAAGUCACAAGUCACAUAACGUUUCAAUCCACUGUGAACAACAAAGCCAAUACCUCAUACAUUUUAAUGUUCUCUCUGCCACUGUAGAGAAAAAUUAUUAAUGCAAUCAUAGGUAAUUGAGUGGAAUGGUUAUGAAACCCGUCAGACUCCUUUGUUAUAUGUUUUUGUGGACCUGAAAGUGCACAACGUUCAAAAGAAUUCCUAUCAUUUUGAUUGUAUUGACCAAUAAGAACAUUGCAUUAAUUUAUUCCGUAACAAUUUGCCAACAGAAAACAAAGGAUUGUCCACUUUCACGGUGCUUUGAACAUAAACUGCAGCACUAUUGUAUUUAUCAUUGAUGUUUGCCGCUUUUCAUAACCAGUCUCCUCUAAUAACUAUGAUGCAAUCUUUGAAGUUUAGGUGUUUUUUUGUUGUUGAUGUUGUGCCCUGAUUAUUUAGAAAGUGUGGUAUGCUGAAGCCUUUACUGUGUGUUAUUCUCAAAAUAUCUAAAUUGUUAUUAUUAACAGCGAGGGAGAGUUGAAGACAUUGUCGUUGAUGACAGCUGUAGAGGGAGAGGACUUGGAAAACUGUAAGUACAGUCAAACCUCUGCUUAUAGACACUUUCCAUGAGUUGUCAUUUCUAACCUUGAAAAGCUGCUGCCAAUGUUUUCUAUGAUUCCAAGGGUGUCUGUUUUCAAGAGGUUCUUCUUGUUAAACUACUAACCGCCACCUGGUUAGCUCAAUUCGUUAAGCACUGGUCUGCUGAGGAGUAGCCUGUUCCAGGCUCUGAGGUAGUUGGGUCUGCAGGUCGAGAAAACACGAACAUGAAAAUAAAAUGGGAGGAAACUGGGGAGAGGAAGGGCGGCAGAGCCUGCAAUCAUUUCUUUAAACGGCUUGUUCUGGUAUACCAGCUCCUGGUAUAGUUGGUCAGAUUUGACUGGUUAUAUGCAGCAUGCACGCGCAUGAAAUAGAGGAAUCCACAAUACCUUCACUAUAUGUUCACACAUAGGGGCGUUGAGGAAGGAACAGAAGACCUACCUUGUGAACUUGUCAUGUAGAGAAUAUGUUUUUGCAAUCCUGCUGACUGGCUCCAGCAAAAGUUUGAUAUUUCAGGUGUAUCCAUGUUUGGAAAGACUCACAUUAUCUUUAAAAAAACAAGCUGUAGUUUAAAAGUCAUUGCAUAAAAUAAUAAUAAUAAUAAUAAUAAUAAUAAUAAAGUCUUAGUUUAUUCAUCAAAAGAUAAAAAAACAGAUCUUUUGUUACAAGUAAGCGUAAGAAAUUUCAAAAAGGUAAAAAGUAAGAAUUAAAACAAAUGUAGUCAAUAUUACAUAGCUAAUUCUUAUUUAAAGAGCAAUCAUGACUAAGCCACAAUGCAAAUUCUCCAUAAAAAAUGUUAGUUGACUUGACAGCCGAAAUCUAAUUAUCUCAAACGUGCCGAAAGUGAGCAAAAGAGGGUCAUGAAAGAAAUUAUUACAGGCUCUAUUUCCCUACCUUUUUCCUUUUUCCUGCCCUGCCCCCCUUUUCAUGUACCUUUCACUGGUUGGACCAAUAUUCAUGAUGUUGUUGUUGAUGAUGAUGAUGAUGAUGAUGAAGGUGAUGAUGUGGAAGUAAAUGCAUCCACAUCAUAAAGUACAUUCUCUAAUUUAACGAAAAAUACCAACACAAAAAUUCUCUAUGUUGUCUUCCAGGGUUGUUGAGACCUUGCUGUUACUCAGUGAGAAGUUAGGAUGUUACAAGACCAGUCUUGAGUGUAAAGAUCCUCUGCUUCCUUUUUACAGUCAGUUUGGAUUCAAAAAGGAGAAUCAGCAAAACUAUCUUUGUAAACGGUUUUUUCAUUGA
This is a messenger RNA of Porites lobata, 6845 nucleotides long. The record is from the annotation of a GenBank genome assembly. NCBI's taxonomy places the organism in Eukaryota, Metazoa, Cnidaria, Anthozoa, Scleractinia, Poritidae.